AAUUUUAGUAAAUUUAUUCCGGUUGGUGUGUAAACUGCUUUGUUUAAUAAUUGCGCGUGUGUUUGCGCUUAAAAAAUAUAUACAUAUGAAAGCGUGACGGAUAAAUUCCCCCGAAAUUGUGUUUAGAAAAGAGGAAAAUAAACAAUAUUAAUUUGUGUAAGAAUUGCGUUAAAGACUAAAAAAGAUUACAGCUGGUAAAGCAUUUGUGGCUCAUUGGAACCGCCUCAUAGUUUUGCUAAUAAGCACAAAGUAAAAAAAUCUCCAACAUAUAACAACGAAUAAGAAAUUGCCGACAAUCAUGAAUUGUUAUUGAAAAAAAGAAUUGGUGCAGCCUUUUGUGUUUCAAGGACUCCUUAAUUCAAUAACGACUUGAGUUUUUCGAAAGCAUUUAAUCGACGUAAGCUUUCUGUUGUAGAUAACAAGUGGGCAUGCGCGUGGAAAUGCUGCAUAUAAGCUGAUUUAAAUGUAAAUUAAAGUUCAAUAUACAAAUUACACAAUAAGUAAAUUGUAAAAAAAAGUAUUUUUAUUAUACAUUAAAUUUGUAUAUAAAGUGAUCGCCGCUGUGUGCGUGUUUGUAUACGUGUGCAGCCACCAUACAAAAAGUGUAGACAUAUCUGUGCUGUGCGCAGACGUGUUCGACUAAAUCGUUUGCAAAGUUCAUUCAAAAAUUUAUUCCCCUUAAAAUUGGCUAACGAAAUAUUAAGAAUAAAAGCCAGCAACAAUGGCCCGCCAUAUUAUGGCUGUGUGUGUAGUGUGUCUACUAUGUGCCGAUCGGAUACCUUGUCAGGAGCAUAUAAUAAAUGAUUAUGUGGUCAAUGGCGCAACGAAUGCGCAAUCAAAUCUCGAAUACCAGCAGUUAAAUUCCAGAGUGUAUGAGCGACCAGAUGCUCUGCGCUUUGGCUCCAAUCAACUAACUGCUGACAGCUACAAUCCUGCAGAUGAUGCAUUGGCUAAUACAAAUAAUUUACAUAACAAACCACAUCGAAGAAAACGACAUGCUGGGCAUGCUCACGGCGAAGAAACCACCAGUGUAAUGAUGCAUCGACCUGAAAUCACAGCUGAAUUCCUGCAGCGCAUAUUUAUUGAAUAUGGGCAUAAAGCAGAUGGCAAGCUUACGGUUGAUGAGUUUCAGCAAAUACUGAGAAGACUCGGUCUUAAUCAGUUAAUUGUAGGUGGUAGCGUAGAGCAAGAACAAGAACAAACCUCACCACACAGGCAUAAUGCUUCGGCGGAAACGGAGCAGGCGCCUAGUAAUGGCACAUGUGUUACCGAUGCGGCUCUAGUCCAUCAUGUCCAACCACAUAAGCUUUUCGAGCGCAUUCACGCACCUGCUGAACGCAGCCUGAAUUGUAGUGCAAAUAUCAAUGAUAGCAACGCUCCUGAUUGUGCGCAUGCGCAAGAAAAUCAAUUAAAAACCCAGCAUACGUUGCAACACACCCACUCCACCAAUUACACAAUAAGUAAAGACGAUAUGCUGCACCUGUGUCCCAUACUGCUGUAUCAAAUUGCCUCGCCACUGGCUGUCGAUCGCACAGGCUGCAUAGAUCCUGCGAUUUUGGAGCAUGUUGAAGAAUUUGAAGCGAGUCAAUUAGAAAACCAACAUGAGGAUAUCAUAUAUGUUUGGGUUUACGCAUUUGUUUCGGUUUUCGCCUGUGGCAUUUUGGGUCUAGUCGGUGUGGCAAUCAUACCAUUUAUGGAUUCGAGAUAUUAUAAAUACAUCAUACAAUAUUUUGUAGCGUUGGCUGUUGGUACAAUGACUGGCGAUGCGCUGUUGCAUUUACUACCACAUUCUCUCGCCGGCCAGAGUGAACAAAAUAUGAUACUUAAAGGACUCGCCUGUAUGAGUGGUAUAGUCUUCUUUUAUAUGACCGAACAUGGUCUCACCAUGAUUGCAGAAUGGCGCAAACGUAUAGCGAAAAGUGAUACAAAACAACAAUCACGCGCCAAAGUUGUACGUGAUCCCGACUCGUCGGUGAAUAACUCUGUUGCUGGUGAUAAAGUUUGUAAAUCCAAAUACAGCUCAUAUCCUUAUUGUUAUGAUGAAAUAGCUAUGGAUACGAAAAAUGAUAUGCAUUUGCCUGGCUCAAAAUUGAAUAAUAUAUCCGAUUUAUCAGGCGAUUUAAUGGGUGUUAGUAAUAAUAGUGUGGAACAACGUAAACGUAAUGGCAAAUCUGAUGCAGAUGCCAAUGAUGGCGUUGCACAAUCUCUUAUACCCAUGGUGUGGCAUCACAAUCAUCAAGAUCAUCAUCACCAUCAACAGACGCAACAGUCACAACAUAAUAUCCAUUUACCCGAUAGCAAUACAAUUUCAACAGAUUUGGAUGGGAAUUCAAUGGGUGGCGCUGGCGAUGGACAUAGUCAUGCUUUAGUUUAUAAUCCCACCGUGACGACAAAUGGCAAUACCAAAGAGCACUCGUUGGUCAGUGAUUCAGUGCCAACUGUGAUAUUGCGUGAGCAUGAAUCAUCCCAUCAUGGGCAUAGUCAUAAGCAUGGACAUGUGCAUUCGCCGCCAGAGUCGUUGAGCGCUGUUGUCUGGAUGAUUAUUAUGGGUGAUGGUUUGCAUAACUUCACCGAUGGCAUGGCUAUAGGCGCUGCAUUCGCUGAAAACAUUGCUGGUGGCUUUUCAACAUCGCUGGCGGUGUUUUGCCAUGAAUUACCACAUGAAUUGGGUGAUUUUGCAAUAUUGAUUAAAGCGGGCAUGUCUAUCAAAUCAGCAGUCUAUUAUAAUUUACUGACAAGUGUGCUUAGCUUCAUUGGUAUGAUAUUUGGAAUUGUCUUUGGUCAAUCGCCAAAUGUAGCACAAUGGAUGUUUGCCGUAGCUGCGGGUCUAUUUAUCUACAUUGCCUUAGUGGAUAUGAUGCCAGAAUUAUCAUCAGCACACAAGACACUCGAACAAUUUUUAUUGCAAAUACUUGGCAUGUGUACUGGCGUAGGCAUCAUGCUAUUGAUAGCAUUGUAUGAGGGUGAUUUGCUAAGCAUAUUUUCUUCUUCUUCAUCCGCCACAACAGCCUCUACGGCUCAUCAUCAGCAUUAA
This is a messenger RNA of Ceratitis capitata (Mediterranean fruit fly), 3034 nucleotides long. RefSeq names its product zinc transporter foi (gene foi). NCBI's taxonomy places the organism in Eukaryota, Metazoa, Arthropoda, Insecta, Diptera, Tephritidae. The transcript is spliced from 7 exons. Gene Ontology annotation, biological process: intracellular zinc ion homeostasis; zinc ion import across plasma membrane. The record is from RefSeq and is a predicted model, not a curated record. Gene Ontology annotation, cellular component: membrane. Gene Ontology annotation, molecular function: calcium ion binding; zinc ion transmembrane transporter activity. The coding region runs from base 722 to 3034 and encodes 770 amino acids.